Molecule: messenger RNA, 1598 nt
Organism: Monopterus albus (swamp eel)
Lineage: Eukaryota; Metazoa; Chordata; Actinopteri; Synbranchiformes; Synbranchidae
Exons: 11
Coding region: 163-1416 (417 amino acids)
Biological process (GO): protein ubiquitination
Molecular function (GO): ubiquitin protein ligase activity
Source: RefSeq, a predicted model, not a curated record
CGACAACGGAAAUGAGCCGUCGUCUACUUCCGGUGGGCACUCUGGCGCUGAUAUCGGUUAACAAAUCCAUAAAAGACUUAAACGUUUAGUUGUUUGAUGGAACUGGAUCUGCGCUGAUUGUAGAGUGGCGACCAGGUUGUCGUGUCCGUGCAGGAGAGUGCCAUGGAUGAGCACGGAGCAGUUAGUCCCUGUUCAUCUGAAAGGGACAGUCCUGGAGGGCUAAACCGAGGCUUCCUGCUCGAGUCCCCGGACCUCCUCCACCAGGAUCUGGCCACCAUCAUUCCAGAAACGCCCAGCCCACAGCUCAGGAAGCGGAGGAGACGUGGUCGGGUCCCAGAGGAACAUUUCAGCCCUGUGGUGUUUGAAGACUCUCCGGGACCACAACACCCCACCCACAGUGAACGGGGUUUUUUGUGUAAACCUAAACGCAGGCGGCUGGCAGCAGCGAUGGGAGAGCGGAGUGUUGGCUUUGUUCCUGCAUCAUCUCUGAGGAGUCUGGACAGCUGGUUGGAGGCUCCACUGUCCACUGCAUCCUGUUCCUCCUCCUCUUCAUCGUCAUCCUCCUCCUACCUCACACCAGCAUCAGAGGAGGAAGUGGAAGAGGUGUCUCUGACUGUGACAGACUCCACAGUAGUAGCCAGUCGUGGCUGUCUCACCCAGAGAAGGCAGCAAAAUCUAAUGACGGCUUCAGCAUCACUGUCAUCCAGAUCUGACUCUUUGUCCUUCCUGACUACAGAGGAGAGGAGAUGGCUGAAUGGUGAACAAGGAAACACCUCAACAGUGACAGCGGAGCAGAUCAUCAUCAGUGACGAUGAGGAGGCUGUGGUUCGCUUAGUACAGAUGGAGGAAGAUGAGAUGUUGGCCCGAAGCUUGCAGGCCCAGUAUGACCGAGAGGAAGCACGGAGCACACACCACCAGCACCACCAUCAUCAUCAUCAUCAUCAGGGCCACUACAGGUACUGUCCUGACAUGGAGCCCAGCUGGAUGUCUCACAUGCUGGCAGCGGUUUCUCCUGCGGUGGCCUUUGACAACGAUCUGAUUGGUCAGCGUGGGAGACAUGGGCGGGGCAGAAGGAGGAACGCCAUGCCUGAGUUUUCAGAGGAUCUUCAGGGAAACGACUAUGAGGCUCUACUGGAGUUCGAGGAACGUCAAGGUGCUGUUGUGUCCAAAAAGCUCACUCAGAGGGAGAUCCAGAGGUUCCCCACCAAAACCUUCCAGGCUGCCAGCAGCACCAGGAACACCCAGUGUCAGAUCUGCUUCUCCGACUACAAAGAGGGGGACAAACUCAGGAUGCUUCCCUGUUUCCAUGACUACCACGUUCAGUGCAUCGACCGCUGGCUAAAGGACAACACCACCUGUCCCAUCUGCAGAGCUAACCUGGCUGACGGAGACUGCCUCGCCCCCCCAGCCCUCUGACCUCGCUGGGAGCUGCCGCUCUACUGAGUGUUGCUGUCGGACCAGUCGUCACCUUGUCUCUUCUUUUUAUACUUUUAUUUAAAUGCUGUCUCCCUAAAUUAACUGGGUGACAGCUAUUCCAGUUUUUACUGGUGGAUUUUAGUGAUGCUGAAAUAAAAUGAACACACUCUUGCAUUUUGUUU